This is a messenger RNA of Fusarium coffeatum, 2226 nucleotides long. RefSeq lists its product as uncharacterized. The record is from RefSeq and is a predicted model, not a curated record. NCBI's taxonomy places the organism in Eukaryota, Fungi, Ascomycota, Sordariomycetes, Hypocreales, Nectriaceae. The coding region runs from base 1 to 2226 and encodes 741 amino acids. The transcript has a single exon.
AUGGCCGAAGCACCUGAAACUAAGUCCCCCGCAAUCUACUCUCCGAGAUGGGUAGCCGAUUGCUCCACUUGCAAAGCCAUUUGGCACCAGUUUGCAGACCCUGGUACUGCACCCCCGGUCAACCUUGGGACUUAUGAGAAAGCGCUUUCAACUACUUGUCCAAACCACCGACCACUCGUUCAAAAUUUUGUCGAUUUCCUCAACUCUGAGGAAGCUUUGACGGAAGACGAUGAGAUGGGAUUUAAUCAAACACCUAAAGGCUGUAGCGCAGCUCUUAAUCAAUCCUUGUCUGGAGGAGGCUAUGUUCUAUAUUUACUAUUGGUGAAAAAAGACAACGUUGACAACCAUCCAGGCAAUGGACGAUUGCUAAACCCGGACUUUGCCGAUCUCGAAACUGUCAAGAAAUGGAAGCACAGAUGCGUUUCUGCUCAUGGACCCAAAUGCGACAAUCCUCUCAAAGUGUGGCCUGUACGACCUGCGUGGUUAAUUGAUGUCAAGAAUCAAUGCAUUGUACCUGGUCAUACCACUGACAAGUAUGUUGCAAUCAGUUACACCUACGGCAAGUAUACUCGACCGAGCAUCACUUCAAGUGACUUCACAAGGCUACAAGAGCCAUUUGCCUUGACAGCCCCGGAAUUUGCAAACCUUCUCUCACCGAUGAUUCGCCAUGCGGUGCGUAUGACCACCAUACUUGAGGAGCGGUUUCUGUGGGCUGAUUCACUCUGCAUCACUCAUCAUGACCCAAAGACUGCUUCGGAGCAACUCGGGUUAAUGGGAGCCAUCUAUGCUAACGCAAUUAUAACUAUUAUCGCUGCAGAUGGCGACUCCGAUUCUGGCUUAUCUGGGUUGCAUGACAUAUCUGGCCCUCGGGAGGCGAGUCAAGACAUUAUUCCGUUCGGAGAUGAGACAAUCGUUGUUAGAAACACUUUCAAUCUGAAUGAGAUGAUUUACUAUUCUUCUCAGCCUCAAGCCUAUUAUCAAAGAGGAUGGACGUUUCAAGAAUAUGCUCUAUCGAAGAGAAAGAUCAUAUUUUGCAACGAUGAGCUGCAUUGGAUUUGUGCGUGUAGUGUUUGGCACGAGGAGCUGACUCUAUAUACCGAGAUCAGUGACGAACUCUGGUCUUGGUCUGAUGCGGUGAUGGCCGGCUUCCCAUAUGAAUUUGCUAUCAGUAGAUACCUGACGACGUAUAAUCAGAGGUUGUUGACAUUCGAGGAAGACGCCCUGCCAGCUGUCUCUGGUUUACUAUCGAUAUUCAGUCGAUCAUUCGAAGGGGGGUUUCUCUAUGGGAUUCCGGAAAUGUUCUUUGAGGAUAGCCUAGGCUGGCGAGUUUGGGUCAACAACCUCCAACGUCGCAAGUCAUCGGGGAGGCCCGCUGAGGACCAGUUUACAUCGUCUGGGCUUCCAUCGUGGUCUUGGCUAGGCUGGAAAGGUGCUGUGAUUCUGCGACGCCAAAGCGCAAUGGAAGUCACACUCGCGGACACUAUUCAAGAGGCGUUUCCAAUUACCGAGUGGUACACGAGCGAUAUACCGUUUGGUCCACCAGAGCAACGACGAAGAAUCCGGUCAACUUGGUACGAGAAACGAAAUACUUUCAAGGAUCUCAGCAAACCUAUGCCUGCUGGAUGGACGCGCCGAGACGUUACAAUUAACUCGCCAACUUACAAGAAGCCUCGUGUCUACCCUGAAGGAUGUGACAGAUAUGUCUUCCAGCAUGAAUCGAUGGUUGAGUGGAACGGUCAACCCUUAGAGUGGUAUUACCCAUUCCCUGUGAAUAGCAUCCAAGAUUGGACGGGUCCUUCCAUGCCUGAACAAACAAGGUACCUGUUCUGCGAGACGGUAACAGCCACGCUGCACGGUUUUCGAGAAGACACGGAUAUACUGGUACGAAAUUCACGGAGCUUGGAAGCAUCUCUUUUUAACAGUUCCGGGACAAAGAUUGGGAUUUUGGAUCUCGUAAACGAGGAAUCCAGGGAUCGCUUUCCCAAGCAUGCGGAUGGAAGUGAGGCAGGGCUACCUGUUGAUGUAGUGGCGGUAUGCAAACUGAAAACUUACUCGGAGACUGAGGAUGGAGAACCAUGUGCAUUUAAGCCACUAAGCAAGGAUACGUACCUUAUACUUUGGGUUGAAUGGGAGGAUGGCAUCGCAUAUCGAGUUGCAAGUGGGGAGGUAAUAGCAGAGGAGUGGGAGAAAUUAGAUCUAAAGACGGCAUCACUUGUUCUUGGGUGA